Molecule: messenger RNA, 1515 nt
Organism: Caenorhabditis auriculariae
Lineage: Eukaryota; Metazoa; Nematoda; Chromadorea; Rhabditida; Rhabditidae
Source: the annotation of a GenBank genome assembly
AUGACCGAACAUGGGAAAGGCGUCAUUUCUCCGCUGAGAAGAGGGGAGAUGACUAUCGAGAGCGCAGCUGGAAACGUCUUCAGGUAGAGGUUCAGACGAAUUCAAAGGACGCGCGAAAUAGUUGUCGCGCGCGAGAGGGAAAGCCUUGAGGGAGGCUGGCGGUUCCUGGCACCUACUUGCCAUGACUGUAGCCAGAGGUCAGGAAACGCAAUCAGCCCUGCCACAAGGUCCUUGCCACUCAUAUCGGACUAUGCACAAGCCCCUGCUCUCUGCAAGAAUGACAUUUGGUCAGGUAAGUCUUUUCUCAGAAAGACUAAAUCUUGACCUUUUCCGAUAUGCUUUUUUUUCGCUUUUUACUAAAUAUCGACCUUUUCCGAUAUGUUUUUUUUUUGCUUUUUACUAAAUAUUGACCUUUUCCGAUAUGCUUUUUUUUUGCUUUUUACUAAAUAUUGACCUUUUCCGAUAUGCUUUUUUUGCUUUUUAAAAAAAUUCUCUCCGACUUUUUGAAGAUACUUUUGGAACGAUCUCACCCCUACCGUACACGACGUUUAUCCGGAUCCUCAUCUUCCUCUUCCGAUUCUCAAUUUAGUCCGUCCACCUCAUUCAGGUCAAUUUUUUUUCUAUUUUUUUCUUUACGUUUUCUGCCACUAUUAAAUUAGCUUAAAAAAGAUUUCACUGAAAAAAAAAAUUGAGCAAUAACAUUGCAGUUGCUCAUCGCCCACCGCUCCACAGCCAGCACGAGAUGUGCACGUCUUCGAGAGACUUUUGAAGAUUGUACCCGUCCUUCCGACAGAUCACAACGUGGUCCAGGUGACUCUUUUUUUAAUGGCGUGUUAAUCUGAGAAACGGGACAUGCUUCAUAACGAAAAAUCGUGUUCAUCGGCGCGUCGCAGUUGCUCCAAAACGGUGCUAUUUUUUGUUUCGAAGCAGUUUUCGUUUUUUUUUUUUCCGAUAAACACGCAAUAAAUUUUUUUGUUAAAUACUAACUUGAAAAAAAAGCCUUUUUUUUCAAACGCUCUUACUGUUUCUGUUUUUCACUUAUUUAUUUUUCAAAUUGAAAUCUCAAUUUAUUGACAUUACGGUUUUUUAAAAACCAUCUUAGGAUUUACAGGUUAAAAAUUCAGUUUUCUGGUUGGUCGCCAACAACUAUAGAUGUAAGUUUGCAGAUUCUGAUUGAGAGCGUGUCGCAAGUGAUGGAGCUGGAGCAGCAACUGGAGAAACUCGAGGCAAAGACCAAUGAUUACCGUUCACAGCUGACUCAGGUCGGUUUCCGGUUUUUGUGUUUUGGCGCGGCGCCUGGCACGACCCGACACCUUUUUUUCCUUGACCGCUGCGUCGCGCCCAUUUCAAACUGAGAUUGGUCAAAGAGGCAACUUUUUGGCAAAAUCGUACAAGAUGAGAGUUUAAAAUGUUCAGAUGAGCGUACCAAAGGACCUGGAAAAUGUGGACGUCACGGAGUUCAAACACCUUGUGUGCUCACAACCACUUAAAUUCGAUCCUAAACUAUUUCUUUGA